ACUUGCUCUAUUUGGGUAAGGUUUUAUGUUUUUAAUUCUCAUUGGGUAGGAGAAACUGAGAAAGGCUCUUACUUUUUCCUACAUCACAGUAGUGCUUAUCUUACUUUUGGAUUUGCAGCCAGGGGGAAACUAAUUUAUGCUCUUGUUUUUGUUCUUUUCAGAAUUGAAGGAAGUACUCUUGGAAAGUUGAAAUAUGUAGUGCUAUUAUGGAUCUGUACAUGCACUUAUGUGAAGAUGCAUUUUCCAGCACUUCUUGAACAGAGAACUGGGUUUCGAGGAUUUUUUUGGAAAGCAGCCAGGAUAGGUGAGCGCCUAAGUCCUUGGGUGGCCGUGGGAUGCUUGACGAUGGGUGUUUCAAUAAUCUUUUUUUGACAGAGCUGUUUAAAUUUGUUUCUUUUAGUAUUACUAUUACAUGUCCCUCUUGUCACCAAAGAGCUCAACUUCAGGGUUUCUUAUGACUACAUCUGCUGCCUGUGAUGACUCCAUGAAUGUUUGAAGCGAUCUUCUAAAAGUUUUCUAUUAUCAAUUCACAGUUGACACGUUUGCAAUGGUUUUAUAUUUCGGAACUGCCAACUAUUUUCAAUUUUGAGUUUGGAAUGAAAAACUUUGAAACUUAGCAAUUUUGACAACUGAAAAGAAUUGUGUAAUU
Messenger RNA from Ipomoea nil (Japanese morning glory), 649 nucleotides. Its product is annotated as protein kish-B. The record is from RefSeq and is a predicted model, not a curated record. The annotation marks the transcript as partial. The transcript has 4 exons. NCBI's taxonomy places the organism in Eukaryota, Viridiplantae, Streptophyta, Magnoliopsida, Solanales, Convolvulaceae. Gene Ontology annotation, biological process: intracellular transport; protein secretion.